ACGCUGUCCGAGCCUCAGGAGGGCUACAGUAACUCAGAGAAUGGAAGCCACCAGCAGCUUAUGCCGUCUCAUGCUAAUGGUUACGUCCACAAAGGCACUGAUGCAGGAGUAUGUUACGGAGAAGUGAGCGGUGAUGUUGAUCCAGAUGCUAAUGGAAUGCUGGGUAAUCGUGUGGGCUCUUUCUUUGCUGGACGUAGCAGCUUCCACCGGAGUGAACCCAGAGAGGGACAGGCAAAUAUCACUAAUGGUGGACCAGGCCCUCUGGUCAUCUGCUCAGACUGCUACGACAACGCCAACAUCUACUCGCGCACGCGUGAGUACUGUCCAUACGCCUACCUGACUGAGGACGACACACUUGUGUCUCAGAUCUCUCGGGAGGGACACCAGAGCAGCCAUCAAGAGCGGGAUCAGCACACCGAGCACGCAGACGCGGCACUGGAGAGUUUUAUAAGUCAGCAGAACGCCUCUGUGUUCCUCACCAACCAUGAACCACGGCUACCAGCGUCACAACACUAUAGCACUGGUAAAGUGCUGAAUGCUGAUUUGAGGCAUUAUCUUAGUCUGCAGUUCCAAAAAGGAUCAAUCGACCACAAACUGCAGCAAGUGAUUCGAGAUAACCUGUACCUGCGCACCAUUCCAUGUACCACCCGGCUGCCCAGAGAUGGGGAGGUUCCAGGAGUAGACUAUAAUUUCAUCAGCGUGGGGGAUUUUCGCAUCCUGGAAGAGAGUGGAUUACUGCUGGAGAGCGGAACAUAUGAUGGUAACUUCUAUGGCACUCCCAAACCUCCUGCGGAGCCCAACGUGGUUCAGCCUGACCUGGUCGACCAGGUUUUGUUUGAGGAGGAUUAUGGCACCGAAGUCCAACGAAAGCGAACAACCUCCGUCAGCAAGAUGGACCGCAAGGACAGUGUGGUCCCUGAGGAAGAAGAGGAUGAGGAACGGCCACAGCUCCCAAACGGCAUCCCAGAGAGGACAGAGGAGUGGAGGAAAGCUGUGCCCAGCUACACUCAGUCCAGUGGUGGAGGCAGUGCAGGUGGCAGUGGGACUCUGGAAGUCCGCACCUGGAGCUCUUUAGCCAGAGACGAAAGCCUGGAGCCCCUGCCGUACAACUGGGAAAUGGCCUACACGGAGACAGGCAUGGUCUACUUCAUAGACCACAACACAAAAUCGACUACGUGGUUGGACCCUCGUCUGGUCAAAAAAGCCAAGCCCCCUGAAAAGUGUGAGGAUGGAGAACUUCCAUAUGGUUGGGAGGAGAUUGAUGACCCACAGUACGGCACAUACUACGUUGAUCACAUAAACCAGAGAACCCAGUUUGAAAAUCCGGUUCUAGAGGCCAAGAGGAAACUCGGUUUGGACACUGCAGUCGCAACUCAGACCCAACAGAGGGCAGCACCUCCUCCAGGGGGAGCUGCUGGUACGCCGGGGUUCUCGCGGGACCCAACCCAGCUGAAGGGGGAGCUGUAUCACACGGCUCUGAGGAAGAGCCAGCAGGGCUUUGGUUUCACCAUCAUUGGUGGAGACAGACCUGAUGAGUUCCUGCAGGUGAAGAACGUUCUUGCUGAUGGCCCGGCCGCCCAGGACAACAAGAUGGCCUCUGGUGAUGUAAUUGUGGAAAUCAACGGCACACUUGUCUUAGGCAAGACCCACGCCGACGUGGUCCACAUGUUCCAGUGCAUCCCAAUUAAUCAGUACGUUGACAUGGUCCUCUGUCGUGGAUACUCGCUUCCCCCUGACGUGGACGCGGACAGCGAGGACCUUCCCCCUCCACCUCCACCUCCGACAGGAGAGAUCGUAACCGCCGUACCCCUCAUCAAUGGCCAGCCACUGCUGGUCAAAGGUGACGCCCUUCACGGUUCCUCCCAAGAGCUUCACUACGUAACCACAGAUGCCAGUGGGCGGCCGGUGGUUGCUGCUCUUCCAGGAGGCAGCAGCAGCGGUGCCAACGACAGGCCCGAGACGGGGAUGCUGCAGCCGGAGCUGGUGAGCGUGCCAAUCGUGAAGGGACCUGGAGGAUUUGGCUUCGCCAUUGCAGACUGUCCUCUGGGGCAGAAGGUGAAAAUGAUCCUGGAUGAGCAGUGGUGCCGAGGUCUGUUGAAAGGAGACGUGAUAAAAGAGAUUAACAGGCAGAACGUGCAAACGCUGAGCCACGCGCAGGUGGUGGAUAUACUGAAGGACCUCCCGGUGGGCAGCGAGGUGAAUCUGUUGGUGUUGAGAGGAGGUCAGACGUCGCCUGUGAAGAGUUUAAGACCUAGACCGGGGUUGAGUGCCAGCACUGAAACUCUGGACCGUUGCCAUGACAUCAUGGUUCCCCAGGCUUUGACCUAUCACUCAAACACACUGCCAUGCAGCUCUCCAAAACAAGACGCUUCCCUCCACUACAGCAAACCCAAAGCUUUGCCGGAGAGCAUAGUACCUCACUAUAAAGAGUUGGACGUGUUCAUCAAGAGAGAUCAGGAGACAGGCUUUGGCUUCCGUGUGCUUGGAGGAGAAGGUGCAGAACAACCAGUCUACAUUGGUGCCAUCAUUCCCCAGGGGGCGGCAGAGAAGGAAGGCCGUCUGAGGGCCGGAGACGAGCUCGUUGGUAUCGAUGGCAUCACUGUGAAGGGGAAAUCUCACAAACAAGUUCUGGAUCUGAUGACUAAUGCAGCACGCAACGGACAAGUGCUGCUUUCAGUGCGCAGGAAGGUCAUUUACAGAGAUGCCCUGGAGGAUGUUUGGAGCGGAGCAUUGACCCUUGUGAAUGGCUCAACUCGGCUUCCACGUAUCCAGGUGCCAAGCAUCAAGGACCAGGGGUCGUUUGAUAUCACGCUCCAUCGUAAAGAUAACGAGGGCUUUGGCUUUGUCAUUCUCACAUCGAAGAGCAAACCGCCACCUGGAGUGAUUCCUCAUAAGAUCGGUCGAAUAAUCGAGAGCAGUCCGACUGACCGCUGCGGACUGCUGAACGUGGGUGACCGCAUUUCCGCUGUGAACAGCCAGUCCAUUGUGGAGCUCUCUCACAACGACAUUGUUCAGCUUAUCAAAGACGCGGGGAACUCCGUCACACUCACCGUGGUUCCUGAGGACGAGUACAAAGGCCCGCCCUCAGGAGCCAGUUCGGCCAAACAAAGUCCAGCACCGCAGCACAAGAUUCUCAAAUCCACUCAGGAUGAGAGAUAUAAUUUGGAUAUGGAUGAGAUCAGGGAUGAGCUCGUACGGACAGAGUAUAAAGCUCUUCCCAUGAGUGAACCGGGAACGCUGUGUGUCGCCAACUCCAAACAGGGCUGUAUUGCGGUAGAGUUGGAGCGCGGACCUCGUGGUUUUGGCUUCAGUCUGAGAGGAGGAACGGAGUAUAACAUGGGCCUCUACAUUCUGCGGCUGGCUGAGGACGGCCCUGCUCUACAGGACGGCAGGAUACACGUCAGUACAACGUAG
This is a messenger RNA of Sinocyclocheilus rhinocerous, 3414 nucleotides long. RefSeq names its product membrane-associated guanylate kinase, WW and PDZ domain-containing protein 3-like. Bases 61 to 3414 code for a protein of 1117 amino acids. Gene Ontology annotation, molecular function: protein binding. Gene Ontology annotation, biological process: signal transduction. The record is from RefSeq and is a predicted model, not a curated record. The transcript is spliced from 22 exons. Lineage: Eukaryota; Metazoa; Chordata; Actinopteri; Cypriniformes; Cyprinidae. Gene Ontology annotation, cellular component: cell-cell junction; cytoplasm.